This is a messenger RNA of Indicator indicator, 9422 nucleotides long. RefSeq names its product mucin 2, oligomeric mucus/gel-forming (gene MUC2). The record is from RefSeq and is a predicted model, not a curated record. Gene Ontology annotation, molecular function: protein binding. Lineage: Eukaryota; Metazoa; Chordata; Aves; Piciformes; Indicatoridae. Gene Ontology annotation, cellular component: extracellular matrix. The transcript has 55 exons. The coding region runs from base 1 to 9189 and encodes 3062 amino acids.
AUGGGGCUAAGAGGGGCCAGCCUGUUCCUGCUCUGGCUGGCACUUUGCUGUGCCAAUGAAAUCAGAAAAGGAAGGACAAGAAACCAUGGCCAGUCUGUCUGCAGCACCUGGGGAAACAACCACUUCAAAACCUUUGAUGGAGACAUCUACCAAUUCUCUGGCCUUUGCGAGUACAAUUUUGCUUCUGACUGCCAAGGGUCCUACAAGGAGUUCUCUGUCCACAUCCAGCGUGCCCUGAACAGCAACAACCACCCUCAGAUCCAGUACAUUCUGCUGACAGUCAAGGACUUCACAGUCUACCUCAGACCAAAAGUGGCUGUAGUGGAUGGGAAGAUUGUGAAGACACCUUACUACAGCUCUGGUUUGCUGAUUGAGAGCAGUGACAUCUACACCAAAGUUUAUGCCAAAUUUGGCCUGAGUCUGAUUUGGAACCAGGAAGAUGCACUGAUGGUGGAGCUGGACAGCAAAUUUGCUAACCGUACCUGUGGUCUCUGUGGGGAUUACAAUGGAAUUCCAAUCUACAAUGAGUUUAUCAAUGGAGAUGACAGCUACAACUCCAUCACAUAUGGAAACUUGCAGAAGAUCAACAAACCCAAUGCCAGAUGUCAGGAUCCUGAUGAAACUGGAGCCCUUCCAAGCUGUAAUGAGCAUCGCGAUGAGUGCGAGAGGCUGCUGACCUCCUCUGCCUUUGCCGACUGCCGGUUGCGCCUUAACCUGGAAAUGUACAUCCAAGCCUGCAUGCAGGACAAGUGUGCCUGCAACGGGGAAGAGGACUCCUUCUGCCUCUGCAGCACCAUCUCUGAGUACUCUCGCCAGUGUUCACAUGCUGGGGGCCGGCCGGGAGAGUGGAGGACGCAGGACUUCUGCCUCAAGACCUGUCCAAAGAACAUGAUCUACAGAGAAAGCAGCUCCCCCUGCAUGGAUACUUGCUCACACUCAGAAAUCAGCAGCCUUUGUGAGGAACACUACAUGGAUGGAUGUUUCUGCCCUGAAGGAACUGUGUAUGAUGAUAUCACUGCAAGAGGCUGCAUAGCUCGCAGCCAGUGCUCCUGCAAGCUCCAUGGGAAGCAGUAUGCACCUGGGCAAAACAUCACCAAUGAAUGUGAAGAAUGCACCUGCAGUUCAGGCAGAUGGACAUGCAAAGACCUACCCUGCCCGGGCAAGUGCUCAGUGGAAGGAGGUUCUCAUAUUACCACCUUUGAUGGGAAGAAGUACACCUUCCAUGGAGACUGCUACUAUGUGUUGGCCAAGGGUACUGCAAACGAGAGUCAUGCACUCCUGGCAGAGCUGGCUCCCUGUGGCUCCACAGACAGGCAGACCUGUCUGAAGACCGUGGUGCUAUUGGCAGAUCACAAAAAAAAUGUGGUGGUUUUCAGACCUGAUGGCAGUGUGUUACUGAAUGACAUGACAGUGAAUGUGCCUCAUGUGUCAGCCAGCUUCUCCGUUUUCAAGCCAUCUUCCUACUACCUCAUUGUCCAAACUGCUUUGGGGCUUCAGCUGCAGAUCCAGUUGUCUCCAGUCAUGCAGCUCUUUGUGACUGUGGAUCAAUCAGUUCAAGGGAAACUUCAAGGUCUCUGUGGCAACUUCAACGGAAUGGAAGGUGAUGACUUCAAAACAAGCAGUGGGCUGGUAGAAGCUACAGGCUCUGCCUUUGCCAACACAUGGAAAGCUCAGUCCAUCUGUGCAGACCAGGCAGAAAACCUGGAAGACCCUUGCAGUCUCAGCAUUGAAAGUGCAAAUUAUGCUGAGCAUUGGUGUUCUUUGCUGAAAAACCCAGAUGGUCCUUUUGCAAGGUGCCAUGAAGCCAUUGACCCUUCUGAAUACUACAAGAAAUGCAAAUAUGACACCUGCCUCUGUGAAGACAGUGAAGAGUGCUUGUGUGCUGCCCUUUCCUCUUACUCCAGAGCCUGUGCUUUCAAAGGCAUCAUACUGGGAGGCUGGAGAGACACUGUUUGCACUCGUGAAGUCUCUGCCUGCCCAGGGAAUCAAAUCUUCCUUUACAACCUGACAAUGUGCCAGCAAACCUGCCGCUCCCUGGCUGAUGGAGAGAAGUACUGCCCACAGGACUUCCCUCCUCUGGAUGGCUGUGGCUGCCCCUAUGGCACCUACCUGGACAACCAUGACAGCUGUGUGCCUGUCUCCAAGUGCCCCUGCUAUUACAAAGGGACGUACCUGGAGCCAGGGCAAUAUGUCACAAAGGAUGGAGAACGUUGUGUUUGCCGAGAUGCAAGGGUCCAGUGCACUUCAGUGAAACUAAGAACAAAAAGUCUAACAGAAUGUUCUUCUAAGAAGCUGUACUUUGACUGCAGUGCAUCAAACUGGACUUCCCAAACACCUGUCCAGCUGAGCUGCCAUACUCCUCAAACUGAGCAUUUCCAGACAGAGUGUGUCUCAGGGUGUGUGUGCCCUGAAGGUCUAUAUGAUGAUGGGAGAGGAGGCUGUGUGGAGCAGAAGGACUGUCCAUGCAUUCAUAACAACCAGUGGUAUUCUUCUGGACAGAAGAUAAAAGUGGACUGCAACACCUGCACCUGCCAAAAAGGAGUUUGGAGCUGCUCUGAAAAUAUUUGCUAUGGGACUUGUAUGAUCUAUGGGAGUGGCCAUUACAUCACCUUUGAUGGAAAAUUCUAUGACUUUGAUGGCAGCUGUGAAUAUGUGGCUACUCAGGAUUUUUGUGGUGACAAAAAAUCCAUCGGCUCUUUCAGCAUCAUCACAGAGAAUGUCCCCUGUGGUACUACAGGAGUCACCUGCUCAAAGGCUAUUAAGAUAUUUCUUGGGAAAACUGAGCUGAAGCUGGAGAACAAAGAUUACAAAGAAAUUCAGCGUGACGUUGGGGACGAUGUGCGCUAUUGGAACAGGACUGUCGGCCUCUACCUCAUCAUUGAAGCCAGCAAUGGUGUGAUGCUUAUCUGGGAUAAGAAGACCACUCUUUUCAUCAAGCUGAGCCCUGACUUCAAGGGCCAAGUGUGUGGUCUGUGUGGCAACUUUGAUGGCAAAUCCAACAACGACUUUACAACAAGGAGUGGACUUCAGGAGGCUAAUGCUUUGAAGUUUGGGAAUUCCUGGAAACAGUCUUCAAUGUGCCCAGAUGCCACAUAUGAGAUUAAGCCCUGUGACAUCAAGCCCCAUCGGAAGUCCUGGGCAGAGAAAGAAUGCAGCAUCAUCCAGAGCCAAGUCUUCAAAAUUUGUCAUUCCAAGGUAGACCCAAAGCCUUUUUAUGAAGCCUGUGUUCAUGAUGCCUGCUCUUGUGACAGUGGUGGAGAUUGUGAGUGCUUCUGUUCUGCAGUUGCUGCAUAUGCUCAAGAGUGUACCAAGGCUGAGGCUUGUGUUUUCUGGAGAACUCCUGAUAUAUGCCCAAUAUUCUGUGACUACUACAACCCUCGUGAUGAGUGUGAAUGGCACUAUGAGCCUUGUGGCAGAGAGAUCAUGACCUGCAGGGUGAUUAAUAAUGUCAGCACCAACUUCACAGUACCAUACCUGGAAGGUUGCUACCCCAGAUGUCCUCCAGAGAAGCCUGUUUAUAAUGAAGAGACAAAGGAAUGUGUUCAGGCAGAUCAAUGUGGCUGUUACGUCAAUGGAACUUACAUCCCUGUUGGGAAUGAGACAAUCACAGAAGAGAAUUGUACAAAAUGUGUCUGCAGCCCCUCAGGAUCAAUCGAGUGUACACCAAUCCCAGGCUGUCCUUGUGUUGUCAACGGAACAAGUUACGAAGUGGGCGAAAUUGUGGCACACGUACAGAGCGGUGAAAUAUGCAUAACAUACAUCUGUGCAGAAAAUGGCUCUGUGGUUCCGGGAAGCACUUACCCUUGUCCAACAUCCUCCCCCACCACCACUUCCACCCCUACUCCUACCAGCACUCCUACCAGCACAGUUACAACUACAAGACCUCCAGUAACUACAACUCCGUGCUUUGCAUUAAUCUGUGACUGGACUCAGUGGUUUGAUGCUAGCAAUCCAGAAGUGGAUGGCGGUGACUACGAAACCUACGAGGCUAUAAGAAAGAAAUAUGGAGACAAAAUCUGUAAAGCUCCCGAGGAAAUUGAUUGCAGGGCUCAAGAUAUGCCUGAUGUGAGCUUAGAGGAACUUGGCCAGAAAGUAGAGUGCAAUGUUACUUACGGACUGAUCUGCGAAAACAAGGAGCAAGAUGUGACCAUGUGGGAACUCUGCUAUAAUUAUGAAAUCAGGGUAAACUGCUGCGACUGGCAAGAAACCUCUUGUGAGGCUAAACCAACUUCAACACCAACUACAACCACUUCCAGCACAACAGUACCUACCCCCACUACAACCAGGUGGCCCACAGUUUCCACCACAACAACCUCCACCCCAACCACCAGCACCUCAGGACCUUCUUCAGCCCCGCCUUCAACCACCACGAGCACAGAGUUUCCUCCACCCGUAUCUACAACUACUCCCAGGCCAACACCACCACAGCCUCCCAGCAGCACCACCACUGUGCCUCCUUCCAGCACCACCACCACUGUGCCUCCUCCCAGCAGCACCACCACUGUGCCUCCUUCCAGCACCACCACCACUGUGCCUCCUCCCAGCAGCACCACCACUGUGCCUCCUCCCAGCACCACCACCACUGUGCCUCCUCCCAGCACCACCACCACGGUGCCACCUCCCAGCAGCACCACCACUGUGCCUCCUCCCAGCACCACCACCACUGUGCCUCCUCCCAGCAGCACUACCACAACGCCUCCUCCCAGCACCACCACCACUGUGCCUCCUCCCAGCAGCACCACCACCACUGUGCCUCCUCCCAGCACCACCACCACGGUGCCACCUCCCAGCAGCACCACCACUGUGCCUCCUCCCAGCAGCACCACCACUGUGCCUCCUUCCAGCAGCACCACCACAGUGCCUCCUCCCAGCAGCACCCCCAUAGACUGUAGCUGUGUCUGGACCGACUGGAUUGAUGUGAGUUACCCAACUCCUGACAGAGACAGUGGCGACUACGAAACCUUUGACAGGAUUGAAGCCGAAAUCCCCUUCUGGGAGUGUGCCAAAGUGGAGAACAUUUCCUGCAGAGCAGCAAAAUUCCCUAACACUCCCAUUGAAGACUUAGGGCAGAAGGUGGAAUGCAGUGUGAAGCACGGCCUGAUCUGUGAAAACAAGGACCAGACAAUUGGAGGGAUGAUACCAAUGCCUGUCUGCCUCAACUACAAGAUCAGAGUCUGCUGCACCCCUGACCUGCCAGAGUGUAUUCCUGGACCUAGCAGCACCCCAGUCACCACCACCACCACCACCACCACUGUGCCCCCUCCCAUCAACACAACUACUACGACAGUGCCCCCUCCCAGCAGCACCACGACAACCACUGUGCCCACUCCCAGCAGCACGACAACCAGCACGAUGCCUCCUCCCAGCAGCACUACGACCACCACGGGUCCACCUCCCAGCAGCACCACCACCACUACGCCUCCUCCCAGCAGCACCACCACCACGCCUCCUCCCAGCAGCACUACCACCACAACGCCCUCUCCCAGAAGCACUACCACAACACCAUCACCUCCUCCCAGCAGCACUACCACAACACCACUGCCUCCUCCCAGCAGCACCACCACAACGCCUCCUCCCAGCAGCACUACCACCACAACCAGCACUACCACCACAACGCCACCACCUCCUCCCAGCAGCACCACCACAACGACCACCACUGUGCCUCCUUCCAGCAGCACCACCACAGUGCCUCCUCCCAGCAGCACCCCCAUAGACUGUAGCUGUGUCUGGACCGACUGGAUUGAUGUGAGUUACCCAACUCCUGACAGAGACAGUGGCGACUACGAAACCUUUGACAGGAUUGAAGCCGAAAUCCCCUUCUGGGAGUGUGCCAAAGUGGAGAACAUUUCCUGCAGAGCAGCAAAAUUCCCUAACACUCCCAUUGAAGACUUAGGGCAGAAGGUGGAAUGCAGUGUGAAGCACGGCCUGAUCUGUGAAAACAAGGACCAGACAAUUGGAGGGAUGAUACCAAUGCCUGUCUGCCUCAACUACAAGAUCAGAGUCUGCUGCACCCCUGACCUGCCAGAGUGUAUUCCUGGACCUAGCAGCACCCCAGUCACCACCACCACCACCACCACCACUGUGCCCCCUCCCAUCAACACAACUACUACGACAGUGCCCCCUCCCAGCAGCACCACGACUACCACUGUGCCCACUCCCAGCAGCACGACAACCAGCACGAUGCCUCCUCCCAGCAGUACUACGACCACCACGGGUCCACCUCCCAGCAGCACCACCACCACUGUGCCACCAACUAGCACCACAACCACACCGUCUCCUCCCAGUAGCACCACCACAAUGCCUCCUCCCAGCAGCACUACCACCACAACGCCACCACCUCCUCCCAGCAGCACCACCACUGUGCCUCCUCCCAGCAGCACUACUACCACAACGCCUCCUCCCAGCAGCACUACCACCACAACGCCACCACCUCCUCCCAGCACCACGACCACAACGCCACCACCUCCUCCCAGCAGGACAACACCUAGUGUUCCUGGCACACCACCACCCACCACAACUACUACAAGCACGGUCACAGGACCAACAAUAAUUACCAAAACCCCAUCAGUGCCACCAACUGAAGGACAACAAGCAGGUACAACGACGCCAGAGCCAACCACCUCAGAGCCAGUCACCACUUCUGGUACAACUCCAACAGUAUCUAUUACCACCACUUCAGGAACAACCUCUACUAGUGUUAGUCCAGUCACUUCCACCACCACCACCACCACCAUCUCAACGAGUACUGCUAGGCCAACUGCCACGUCAACUGCAGUCACCGUCCCGGGAAGUUCUACUCUGAGUACAGUUACUCCACACAGUCCAACUACACCUUCACCACCAACCACUCCUGGAAAGAAUUGUUCUAUCUUACCCAACGAAUCUUAUGUACCAGGAGAGACAUGGUGGAUCUGUGAAUGCCUUAAGGCAGUGUGUAUAGAAGAUGAUAAAAUCCAGGUGGUUCCUGUGGUCUGUGAUCCACCUCCUAAGCCUACGUGCUCCAAUGGGCUUUCUCCUGUGCAAGUCAUUGAUGAGGAUGGAUGCUGCUGGCACUGGGAGUGUGACUGCUACUGCACUGGCUGGGGAGACCCCCACUACGUGACUUUUGAUGGACUGUACUACAGCUAUCAGGGGAACUGUACCUAUGUCCUGCUGGAAGAGAUUAACAAGAAAGUGGACAACUUUGGUGUCUACAUUGACAACUACCACUGUGACUCAAGGGAUGUGGUCUCCUGCCCUCGAACGCUGAUCGUGAGGCACGAGACUCAGGAAGUGCGCAUGGCGACCGUCACGCCAAACACCAUGGAAGUGGAGGUGACAGUAAACAAACAGGUUGUGGCUUUGCCUUACAAGAAAUUUGGUGUGCUCAUCUACAAGUCAGGCAUAAAUAAUGUGGUGGAAAUCCCUGAACUGAAGAUGAAUGUGACCUACAAUGGCUUGAUCUUUUCCAUCAAGAUACCCCACAGCCUGUUUGGCAACAACACUCAAGGACAGUGUGGUACCUGCAAUAACAACACUGCAGAUGACUGCAUGCUACCAAAUGGGUUGGUUGCAGAAAACUGUGAAACCAUGGCAGAUCACUGGCAAGUUGUUGAUCCCUCCAAACCACAGUGCUCUCCAGGCUUAGUUCCUACAAGAUCACCCAGCACAAGCACAGUGCAUCCUUGCAAAGAGUCUGCCAUCUGUGAGCUGCUUUUGGGAAGUGUGUUUGAGCCAUGCCACAGCGCCGUCAGCCCUGACAAGUACUACGUAGCCUGCUUGUUUGACAGUUGUGUGCUGCCCAACCUAGACCUGGAAUGCUCCAGUCUGCAGAUCUAUGCUGCCACCUGUGCUGAUCAAAGUGUCUGCAUCGACUGGAGAAGUCACACUAAUGGUGUCUGCUGUAAGUAUUUGUGUCCCUCAGGUAAAGAAUACAGAGCAUGUGGUCCUAUUCAAGAGACGACCUGCAAAUCAAGUCAACAAAAUGAAACUUCAACUAGGCAAGUGGAAGGCUGCUUCUGUCCCAAUGGAACUAUGCUCUAUGACCCCAGCAUAAAUGUCUGCGUCAAAACCUGCGGCUGUGUUGGAAUGGACAUGAUACCAAGAGAGUUUGGGGAAAGGUUUACAGUGGGCUGUCAGGACUGUAUUUGCAUGGAAGGUGGAAGUGGCAUUGUGUGUGAGCCUCAUAAAUGUCCUGCACAAAAUGAGACCACUUGUGAUGGAGAAGGUUUCUAUAAGGUCAUUGUGGUCAAUUCUGAAGAUGCCUGCUGCCCCAUCAGCUCCUGCAAAUGCAACACAAGCUUGUGCACAGCUAAUGCUCCCAAGUGUAGUCCAGGAUUUGAAGUUCAAUCUCAAAUUCCCAGUGGCAAGUGCUGUCCUGUGUACCAGUGUGUUCCCAAGGGAGUUUGUGUAUAUGGGAAUGCUGAGUUCUUGCCUAAUUCCCCAGUCUUUGUUGACAAGUGCCAGAACUGUUUCUGCAGUAACAAUGUGAAUGCCAGCACUCAGCUGAAUAUCAUCUCAUGUGAACAUGUUCCAUGCAGCACAAUUUGUCAGCCAGGCUAUGAACUUCAGCCAGUGAAAGGUGAAUGCUGUGGAAAAUGUGUGCAGACCAAGUGUGUUAUACGCACAGUAAGCAACUCCAACCUCCUCCUGAGCCCUGGAGAGUUCAAAAAUGAUCCUAAAAACAACUGCACCGUCUAUAGUUGUGUAACUAUCCACGACCAGUUCAUCUCCUCCACAUCUGAGAUUACCUGCCCUGCAUUCAAUGAGGAAAGCUGCAAACCUGGAACCAUCGCAUUCUUGCCCAACGGUUGUUGCAGGACCUGUGCACCUCUGGACAGCCCCACGCCAUGCUCUGUCCGCCAAAGGACUGACUUCAUCGUCUACAGGGGCUGCCGCUCGCUGGAGAGAGUUGUCAUGACUGAGUGUGAAGGAACAUGUGGAACCUUCUCCAUGUACUCUGUGGAGGCCAAUUCCAUGGACCACAGCUGUUCCUGCUGCAGGGAAUCAAAGUCUACCAUGAAGGAAGUGACACUGAAAUGCCCCCACGGGAACUCCAUAACACAUAAGUAUGUGUAUGUGGAGAGCUGCAGCUGUCAGGAGACUGCGUGCAGCACCUCACAGUCACAGGAGAGGCAGAGCAGGGAAGAGAACGACGCUGCAAGCGCUCUGAGCCGCCUCAAGAGGGCCAUCAGCUUAGCCUCAAAAUGAAGGAGAAAAACACCUUCAACAGUGAUCUAAAAGGACUGUGCACCAUUCUCCUCUCCCUUGACUCAUGCUGAACUUUGCCUGGUUUCUGUAUGCUGUUUGUUUUCUGUUCGUUUUUAAUGUUGCUCUAUUUAUUUGUGGACGAAAGAAGGACACAAAUUUGAAUUCUUCCUGGUGGUGCAUGGCCUUUUGGGGGCCUUUUAUAAUCACCUGAUUUCCUCUGAAUGAUUAAAAAA